AUGGCCAAGGCGACGCGCGUCCUCUACUGGUUUCGCACCGACCUGCGUGUGCACGAUUCUCCCGCGCUCCAUGCAGCACUCGCCCUCAACCCCGAAGUCCUGUAUCCAGUCUGGACAUGGGAUCCCGAAUACGUCUUCUCUCACCGCGUCGGUGUCAAUCGGUUCAAUUUCCUUCUCGAGAGCAUGCACGACCUCUCGGCUGCACUCACGACGCGCAGCCCCGAGUCUCGGCUCCUCGUGGUCCGCGCACCGCCCCAGAUGGCGAUUCCAGCACUCUGCCGCCAGUGGAAGAUUACGCAUCUUGUGUACGAGCGCGAUACGGCGGGAUAUGCCGCGAUCCGCGACUCUGAGGUCGUGAAGCGCGUGCGGGCGCUUGGCGGCACGGAGGUUCUGGCCGUUCAUGGACACACACUGUACGACCCGCAGCGCGUCGUCGCUGCAAACCACGGGAAGCCCACGAUGUCUCUUGCUUCCUGGCGGAAGGCAGCUCAAGGUUUGCCUGAGCCUGAACGACCACUGCCGCCUCCAGAAAAACUGCCUCCGCCCGGAGAUACGGACUUGGGAGACGCAUUUACUCGCAAAAAUCAACCCAUUGGCUGCGAUACGGAUCUGAACGAGGAUACGCGUGAGACGGAGUUGCACUGCUAUGAUCAUAUCGCGGGUCCAAAUAAUGAAUUUGCGAUACCAUCCAUGGAUGAGCUCGGACUCCCACCAGCUACGACAUCUAUAUAUGGUGGCGAAACUGAGGCAUUGCGAAGACUAGAUGCUUACUGCAGAGAUAAGGUCCGCGUCGCCACCUUUGCUAAACCCAAGACGAGUCCUGCAGAGUUUGAUCCACCUGCGACUACCCUUUUGUCGCCAUACCUCAAAUUCGGCUGCCUUAGCUCGAGGGAAUUUCUGUGGCGCGUACGGGACGCCGUCGACGAAUACGUUAAGUCCAACGGAGACGCGAAGAAGUCAAAGCCCGCUUCGAAACCACCGGAAAACCUCGAAGGCCAGCUUCUUUUUCGAGAAAUGUACUACGCGGCGGAGUGUGCCCAGGGAAUAAACUUUGGACAGGUCCGGGGGAACUCAAUCUGCAGAUUCAUUGACUGGAAGCUACCUAACCAAUACGCUGCUGACGGAAGCAAACUUGUCCCUCGUCCUCGGGGAAACGCGGUUGAUGAGGAGCGCUUUCAAUCAUGGAAGGAGGGAAAGACGGGCUUCCCAUGGAUAGAUGCCAUCAUGCGACAGCUCCGCCUAGAAGGCUGGAUACAUCACCUCGCGAGGCACUCCGUCGCGUGCUUCCUUACACGGGGACAGUGCUAUAUCUCGUGGGAGCGCGGCGCAGAAGUAUUUGACGAACUUCUCAUAGAUUGGGACCCGUGCUCUAACGCGGGAAAUUGGAUGUGGCUUUCGUGCUCUGCAUUCUUUUCGUCAUACUAUCGAGUGUACGGCGUCAAAAGCUUUCCAGAAAAGUUUGACAAGACAGGCAAGCUCGUUCGAAAGUUCUGUCCUGAGCUAGCCAAGUUCCCGGACAAGUACAUCUAUGCCCCGCACACGGCGCCGAUCGACGUACAGAAAAAGGCGGGGUGCAUAAUCGGGCGGGACUAUCCAAUGCCCAUUCUCGACGACAAGCUUGAAAAAGAGCGGUGUAUUUCCAGGAUAAAGAUGGCGUAUAAAAAAGGGUACCACGGCGAUCACGAAGCCGUCCUGAGUGAGAGAGCGACUGCGGAGCUCGAGGGCGCGCACGACAAGGGCUCGGAGAGUGCGGAUCGUGCGGCGGACAGCGGCGAUGUCGGAGAAGGCGUUGGGGACGGCCCGGCCGGCAGUGGAAUAGGCAGAGGUGGAGAAGGGGUUCAGGUUGACCAACGAAGCAGGAGUGACGAACAGGGUACUCGGAAGAGCAAAAGAGCAGGCGGUGUGCAGAAUUCAGAGGGGUCGUCGAAACGGAGGAAGACGGACCGUAAGGUGGACGAGUUUUUCAGCAAGAAGUGAUUCUUUUUAAUGAUUCAUAUCACCGAGGCUGCAUGUGUUGAAGCAUAUCAAGC
This is a messenger RNA of Coniophora puteana RWD-64-598 SS2, 2030 nucleotides long. RefSeq lists its product as uncharacterized. Gene Ontology annotation, cellular component: nucleus; cytoplasm. The transcript is spliced from 15 exons. The record is from RefSeq and is a predicted model, not a curated record. Gene Ontology annotation, molecular function: FAD binding; DNA binding. Bases 1 to 1977 code for a protein of 658 amino acids. Lineage: Eukaryota; Fungi; Basidiomycota; Agaricomycetes; Boletales; Coniophoraceae. Gene Ontology annotation, biological process: entrainment of circadian clock by photoperiod; circadian regulation of gene expression.